Molecule: messenger RNA, 9318 nt
Organism: Heterobilharzia americana
Lineage: Eukaryota; Metazoa; Platyhelminthes; Trematoda; Strigeidida; Schistosomatidae
Source: the annotation of a GenBank genome assembly
AUGAUGCCUGGAUUAUAUCCAAUAACUUUACUUAAAAUGAUGAUGAUAAUGUUGGCAACCAUCUUGAUUAUACUGUUCAAACUUACAAAUGUAAAUACUUUCCCCAUUCAACAAGAAACAAUCAAUUUGUCUACUGAUAUAAUAUCCAGUUCCAACGGUAAGCAAUUGAAUGAUAACUUAGAUGAUGAAAUGACCUCUACUAAUGUAAUUCAUAAUGAUAAUGAUUAUGACAAUAAUAGCGAAUCAGCAUUGACAGACUUCGCAAUAGACGAAAAAUCUACUGAAGAAGAAGCGAUAACAACCAAAAGUGAACAGAGAACAUAUUCAUCUACUUCUGUAGCUCACGAGUUUACAGAUGCAGAGUGGAAAAGUCAACGGCACUCAACUAGAACUUCAUGCACCGAUGAAGAAUGUUCUACAACCAUGAUAAAGAAAGAAAAUAAAGUACUUAUGGACUCAAAAACGAUUGAGAAAGGAACAGAAUCCACGCCGCAUGACGACGAAACAAACAAAGAAUUGUCGAAAAACUCCUACCUAAGAGAAUCAAGCAAAAAACACUCACAAAAAAAGCAUACAUGGAUGUUAGCAAACACGAGCGAAAUAAAUAUAGAAAAAAUAUAUAUAGUCGAGACGAACGACGAUGGAAUAAACAAAUACAUGUCCACAAAAAAAGGAAAAACAAUUCAGUCAAAAUCGGAGAGAGAGGAGUUGCCAGUGAGUUUGGAGUUGAGUGGAGACUCGACAGUCUCAGCAGAUGUGUCUCCACCAGUGUCAUCGGAGACAGUGGAUGUGCCAGUGAGUUUGGAGUUGAGUGGAGACUCGACAGUCUCAGCAGAUGUGUCUCCACCAGUGUCAUCGGAGACAGUGGAUGUGCCAGUGAGUUUGGAGUUGAGUGGAGACUCGACAGUCUCAGCAGAUGUGUCUCCACCAGUGUCAUCGGAGACAGUGGAUGUGCCAUGUCACGGAGACAGUGGAUGUGCCAGUGAUUUGGAGUUGAGUGGAGACUCGACAGUCUCAGCAGAUGUGUCUCCACCAGUGUCAUCGGAGACAGUGGAUGUGCCAGUGAGUUUGGAGUUGAGUGGAGACUCGACAGUCUCAGCAGAUGUGUCUCCACCAGUGUCAUCGGAGACAGUGGAUGUGCCAGUGAGUUUGGAGUUGAGUGGAGACUCGACAGUCUCAGCAGAUGUGUCUCCACCAGUGUCAUCGGAGACAGUGGAUGUGCCAGUGAGUUUGGAGUUGAGUGGAGACUCGACAGUCUCAGCAGAUGUGUCUCCACCAGUGUCAUCGGAGACAGUGGAUGUGCCAGUGAGUUUGGAGUUGAGUGGAGACUCGACAGUCUCAGCAGAUGUGUCUCCACCAGUGUCAUCGGAGACAGUGGAUGUGCCAGUGAGUUUGGAGUUGAGUGGAGACUCGACAGUCUCAGCAGAUGUGUCUCCACCAGUGUCAUCGGAGACAGUGGAUGUGCCAGUGAGUUUGGAGUUGAGUGGAGACUCGACAGUCUCAGCAGAUGUGUCUCCACCAGUGUCAUCGGAGACAGUGGAUGUGCCAGUGAGUUUGGAGUUGAGUGGAGACUCGACAGUCUCAGCAGAUGUGUCUCCACCAGUGUCAUCGGAGACAGUGGAUGUGCCAGUGAGUUUGGAGUUGAGUGGAGACUCGACAGUCUCAGCAGAUGUGUCUCCACCAGUGUCAUCGGAGACAGUGGAUGUGCCAGUGAGUUUGGAGUUGAGUGGAGACUCGACAGUCUCAGCAGAUGUGUCUCCACCAGUGUCAUCGGAGACAGUGGAUGUGCCAGUGAGUUUGGAGUUGAGUGGAGACUCGACAGUCUCAGCAGAUGUGUCUCCACCAGUGUCAUCGGAGACAGUGGAUGUGCCAGUGAGUUUGGAGUUGAGUGGAGACUCGACAGUCUCAGCAGAUGUGUCUCCACCAGUGUCAUCGGAGACAGUGGAUGUGCCAGUGAGUUUGGAGUUGAGUGGAGACUCGACAGUCUCAGCAGAUGUGUCUCCACCAGUGUCAUCGGAGACAGUGGAUGUGCCAGUGAGUUUGGAGUUGAGUGGAGACUCGACAGUCUCAGCAGAUGUGUCUCCACCAGUGUCAUCGGAGACAGUGGAUGUGCCAGUGAGUUUGGAGUUGAGUGGAGACUCGACAGUCUCAGCAGAUGUGUCUCCACCAGUGUCAUCGGAGACAGUGGAUGUGCCAGUGAGUUUGGAGUUGAGUGGAGACUCGACAGUCUCAGCAGAUGUGUCUCCACCAGUGUCAUCGGAGACAGUGGAUGUGCCAGUGAGUUUGGAGUUGAGUGGAGACUCGACAGUCUCAGCAGAUGUGUCUCCACCAGUGUCAUCGGAGACAGUGGAUGUGCCAGUGAGUUUGGAGUUGAGUGGAGACUCGACAGUCUCAGCAGAUGUGUCUCCACCAGUGUCAUCGGAGACAGUGGAUGUGCCAGUGAGUUUGGAGUUGAGUGGAGACUCGACAGUCUCAGCAGAUGUGUCUCCACCAGUGUCAUCGGAGACAGUGGAUGUGCCAGUGAGUUUGGAGUUGAGUGGAGACUCGACAGUCUCAGCAGAUGUGUCUCCACCAGUGUCAUCGGAGACAGUGGAUGUGCCAGUGAGUUUGGAGUUGAGUGGAGACUCGACAGUCUCAGCAGAUGUGUCUCCACCAGUGUCAUCGGAGACAGUGGAUGUGCCAGUGAGUUUGGAGUUGAGUGGAGACUCGACAGUCUCAGCAGAUGUGUCUCCACCAGUGUCAUCGGAGACAGUGGAUGUGCCAGUGAGUUUGGAGUUGAGUGGAGACUCGACAGUCUCAGCAGAUGUGUCUCCACCAGUGUCAUCGGAGACAGUGGAUGUGCCAGUGAGUUUGGAGUUGAGUGGAGACUCGACAGUCUCAGCAGAUGUGUCUCCACCAGUGUCAUCGGAGACAGUGGAUGUGCCAGUGAGUUUGGAGUUGAGUGGAGACUCGACAGUCUCAGCAGAUGUGUCUCCACCAGUGUCAUCGGAGACAGUGGAUGUGCCAGUGAGUUUGGAGUUGAGUGGAGACUCGACAGUCUCAGCAGAUGUGUCUCCACCAGUGUCAUCGGAGACAGUGGAUGUGCCAGUGAGUUUGGAGUUGAGUGGAGACUCGACAGUCUCAGCAGAUGUGUCUCCACCAGUGUCAUCGGAGACAGUGGAUGUGCCAGUGAGUUUGGAGUUGAGUGGAGACUCGACAGUCUCAGCAGAUGUGUCUCCACCAGUGUCAUCGGAGACAGUGGAUGUGCCAGUGAGUUUGGAGUUGAGUGGAGACUCGACAGUCUCAGCAGAUGUGUCUCCACCAGUGUCAUCGGAGACAGUGGAUGUGCCAGUGAGUUUGGAGUUGAGUGGAGACUCGACAGUCUCAGCAGAUGUGUCUCCACCAGUGUCAUCGGAGACAGUGGAUGUGCCAGUGAGUUUGGAGUUGAGUGGAGACUCGACAGUCUCAGCAGAUGUGUCUCCACCAGUGUCAUCGGAGACAGUGGAUGUGCCAGUGAGUUUGGAGUUGAGUGGAGACUCGACAGUCUCAGCAGAUGUGUCUCCACCAGUGUCAUCGGAGACAGUGGAUGUGCCAGUGAGUUUGGAGUUGAGUGGAGACUCGACAGUCUCAGCAGAUGUGUCUCCACCAGUGUCAUCGGAGACAGUGGAUGUGCCAGUGAGUUUGGAGUUGAGUGGAGACUCGACAGUCUCAGCAGAUGUGUCUCCACCAGUGUCAUCGGAGACAGUGGAUGUGCCAGUGAGUUUGGAGUUGAGUGGAGACUCGACAGUCUCAGCAGAUGUGUCUCCACCAGUGUCAUCGGAGACAGUGGAUGUGCCAGUGAGUUUGGAGUUGAGUGGAGACUCGACAGUCUCAGCAGAUGUGUCUCCACCAGUGUCAUCGGAGACAGUGGAUGUGCCAGUGAGUUUGGAGUUGAGUGGAGACUCGACAGUCUCAGCAGAUGUGUCUCCACCAGUGUCAUCGGAGACAGUGGAUGUGCCAGUGAGUUUGGAGUUGAGUGGAGACUCGACAGUCUCAGCAGAUGUGUCUCCACCAGUGUCAUCGGAGACAGUGGAUGUGCCAGUGAGUUUGGAGUUGAGUGGAGACUCGACAGUCUCAGCAGAUGUGUCUCCACCAGUGUCAUCGGAGACAGUGGAUGUGCCAGUGAGUUUGGAGUUGAGUGGAGACUCGACAGUCUCAGCAGAUGUGUCUCCACCAGUGUCAUCGGAGACAGUGGAUGUGCCAGUGAGUUUGGAGUUGAGUGGAGACUCGACAGUCUCAGCAGAUGUGUCUCCACCAGUGUCAUCGGAGACAGUGGAUGUGCCAGUGAGUUUGGAGUUGAGUGGAGACUCGACAGUCUCAGCAGAUGUGUCUCCACCAGUGUCAUCGGAGACAGUGGAUGUGCCAGUGAGUUUGGAGUUGAGUGGAGACUCGACAGUCUCAGCAGAUGUGUCUCCACCAGUGUCAUCGGAGACAGUGGAUGUGCCAGUGAGUUUGGAGUUGAGUGGAGACUCGACAGUCUCAGCAGAUGUGUCUCCACCAGUGUCAUCGGAGACAGUGGAUGUGCCAGUGAGUUUGGAGUUGAGUGGAGACUCGACAGUCUCAGCAGAUGUGUCUCCACCAGUGUCAUCGGAGACAGUGGAUGUGCCAGUGAGUUUGGAGUUGAGUGGAGACUCGACAGUCUCAGCAGAUGUGUCUCCACCAGUGUCAUCGGAGACAGUGGAUGUGCCAGUGAGUUUGGAGUUGAGUGGAGACUCGACAGUCUCAGCAGAUGUGUCUCCACCAGUGUCAUCGGAGACAGUGGAUGUGCCAGUGAGUUUGGAGUUGAGUGGAGACUCGACAGUCUCAGCAGAUGUGUCUCCACCAGUGUCAUCGGAGACAGUGGAUGUGCCAGUGAGUUUGGAGUUGAGUGGAGACUCGACAGUCUCAGCAGAUGUGUCUCCACCAGUGUCAUCGGAGACAGUGGAUGUGCCAGUGAGUUUGGAGUUGAGUGGAGACUCGACAGUCUCAGCAGAUGUGUCUCCACCAGUGUCAUCGGAGACAGUGGAUGUGCCAGUGAGUUUGGAGUUGAGUGGAGACUCGACAGUCUCAGCAGAUGUGUCUCCACCAGUGUCAUCGGAGACAGUGGAUGUGCCAGUGAGUUUGGAGUUGAGUGGAGACUCGACAGUCUCAGCAGAUGUGUCUCCACCAGUGUCAUCGGAGACAGUGGAUGUGCCAGUGAGUUUGGAGUUGAGUGGAGACUCGACAGUCUCAGCAGAUGUGUCUCCACCAGUGUCAUCGGAGACAGUGGAUGUGCCAGUGAGUUUGGAGUUGAGUGGAGACUCGACAGUCUCAGCAGAUGUGUCUCCACCAGUGUCAUCGGAGACAGUGGAUGUGCCAGUGAGUUUGGAGUUGAGUGGAGACUCGACAGUCUCAGCAGAUGUGUCUCCACCAGUGUCAUCGGAGACAGUGGAUGUGCCAGUGAGUUUGGAGUUGAGUGGAGACUCGACAGUCUCAGCAGAUGUGUCUCCACCAGUGUCAUCGGAGACAGUGGAUGUGCCAGUGAGUUUGGAGUUGAGUGGAGACUCGACAGUCUCAGCAGAUGUGUCUCCACCAGUGUCAUCGGAGACAGUGGAUGUGCCAGUGAGUUUGGAGUUGAGUGGAGACUCGACAGUCUCAGCAGAUGUGUCUCCACCAGUGUCAUCGGAGACAGUGGAUGUGCCAGUGAGUUUGGAGUUGAGUGGAGACUCGACAGUCUCAGCAGAUGUGUCUCCACCAGUGUCAUCGGAGACAGUGGAUGUGCCAGUGAGUUUGGAGUUGAGUGGAGACUCGACAGUCUCAGCAGAUGUGUCUCCACCAGUGUCAUCGGAGACAGUGGAUGUGCCAGUGAGUUUGGAGUUGAGUGGAGACUCGACAGUCUCAGCAGAUGUGUCUCCACCAGUGUCAUCGGAGACAGUGGAUGUGCCAGUGAGUUUGGAGUUGAGUGGAGACUCGACAGUCUCAGCAGAUGUGUCUCCACCAGUGUCAUCGGAGACAGUGGAUGUGCCAGUGAGUUUGGAGUUGAGUGGAGACUCGACAGUCUCAGCAGAUGUGUCUCCACCAGUGUCAUCGGAGACAGUGGAUGUGCCAGUGAGUUUGGAGUUGAGUGGAGACUCGACAGUCUCAGCAGAUGUGUCUCCACCAGUGUCAUCGGAGACAGUGGAUGUGCCAGUGAGUUUGGAGUUGAGUGGAGACUCGACAGUCUCAGCAGAUGUGUCUCCACCAGUGUCAUCGGAGACAGUGGAUGUGCCAGUGAGUUUGGAGUUGAGUGGAGACUCGACAGUCUCAGCAGAUGUGUCUCCACCAGUGUCAUCGGAGACAGUGGAUGUGCCAGUGAGUUUGGAGUUGAGUGGAGACUCGACAGUCUCAGCAGAUGUGUCUCCACCAGUGUCAUCGGAGACAGUGGAUGUGCCAGUGAGUUUGGAGUUGAGUGGAGACUCGACAGUCUCAGCAGAUGUGUCUCCACCAGUGUCAUCGGAGACAGUGGAUGUGCCAGUGAGUUUGGAGUUGAGUGGAGACUCGACAGUCUCAGCAGAUGUGUCUCCACCAGUGUCAUCGGAGACAGUGGAUGUGCCAGUGAGUUUGGAGUUGAGUGGAGACUCGACAGUCUCAGCAGAUGUGUCUCCACCAGUGUCAUCGGAGACAGUGGAUGUGCCAGUGAGUUUGGAGUUGAGUGGAGACUCGACAGUCUCAGCAGAUGUGUCUCCACCAGUGUCAUCGGAGACAGUGGAUGUGCCAGUGAGUUUGGAGUUGAGUGGAGACUCGACAGUCUCAGCAGAUGUGUCUCCACCAGUGUCAUCGGAGACAGUGGAUGUGCCAGUGAGUUUGGAGUUGAGUGGAGACUCGACAGUCUCAGCAGAUGUGUCUCCACCAGUGUCAUCGGAGACAGUGGAUGUGCCAGUGAGUUUGGAGUUGAGUGGAGACUCGACAGUCUCAGCAGAUGUGUCUCCACCAGUGUCAUCGGAGACAGUGGAUGUGCCAGUGAGUUUGGAGUUGAGUGGAGACUCGACAGUCUCAGCAGAUGUGUCUCCACCAGUGUCAUCGGAGACAGUGGAUGUGCCAGUGAGUUUGGAGUUGAGUGGAGACUCGACAGUCUCAGCAGAUGUGUCUCCACCAGUGUCAUCGGAGACAGUGGAUGUGCCAGUGAGUUUGGAGUUGAGUGGAGACUCGACAGUCUCAGCAGAUGUGUCUCCACCAGUGUCAUCGGAGACAGUGGAUGUGCCAGUGAGUUUGGAGUUGAGUGGAGACUCGACAGUCUCAGCAGAUGUGUCUCCACCAGUGUCAUCGGAGACAGUGGAUGUGCCAGUGAGUUUGGAGUUGAGUGGAGACUCGACAGUCUCAGCAGAUGUGUCUCCACCAGUGUCAUCGGAGACAGUGGAUGUGCCAGUGAGUUUGGAGUUGAGUGGAGACUCGACAGUCUCAGCAGAUGUGUCUCCACCAGUGUCAUCGGAGACAGUGGAUGUGCCAGUGAGUUUGGAGUUGAGUGGAGACUCGACAGUCUCAGCAGAUGUGUCUCCACCAGUGUCAUCGGAGACAGUGGAUGUGCCAGUGAGUUUGGAGUUGAGUGGAGACUCGACAGUCUCAGCAGAUGUGUCUCCACCAGUGUCAUCGGAGACAGUGGAUGUGCCAGUGAGUUUGGAGUUGAGUGGAGACUCGACAGUCUCAGCAGAUGUGUCUCCACCAGUGUCAUCGGAGACAGUGGAUGUGCCAGUGAGUUUGGAGUUGAGUGGAGACUCGACAGUCUCAGCAGAUGUGUCUCCACCAGUGUCAUCGGAGACAGUGGAUGUGCCAGUGAGUUUGGAGUUGAGUGGAGACUCGACAGUCUCAGCAGAUGUGUCUCCACCAGUGUCAUCGGAGACAGUGGAUGUGCCAGUGAGUUUGGAGUUGAGUGGAGACUCGACAGUCUCAGCAGAUGUGUCUCCACCAGUGUCAUCGGAGACAGUGGAUGUGCCAGUGAGUUUGGAGUUGAGUGGAGACUCGACAGUCUCAGCAGAUGUGUCUCCACCAGUGUCAUCGGAGACAGUGGAUGUGCCAGUGAGUUUGGAGUUGAGUGGAGACUCGACAGUCUCAGCAGAUGUGUCUCCACCAGUGUCAUCGGAGACAGUGGAUGUGCCAGUGAGUUUGGAGUUGAGUGGAGACUCGACAGUCUCAGCAGAUGUGUCUCCACCAGUGUCAUCGGAGACAGUGGAUGUGCCAGUGAGUUUGGAGUUGAGUGGAGACUCGACAGUCUCAGCAGAUGUGUCUCCACCAGUGUCAUCGGAGACAGUGAAUAUACCAGUGGAUGGGGAUUUGGGUGCUGACACCGCUUUCUCUGAUGGUUUUUAUCCGUUUGGUGAUGUUUUUCCUUUUCAUGAGAAUAUUUCGAAUUUGUCUUUGGUUACUUUGUUUGUUGGCACCUCUACUGAGAAUUCGCAUGUUUCCAGUCUUGCAUCUACUUAUAUCCCUGAAGUUUCCACUCCGCUUUUACGUUUGAACAAUAUUGGUAAAUCUGAUUUUGAUGAUUCUUUUGGCUCGAAUUUGGAUGUGUCAGUUUUUGCGAAUACUUUCACAUCCUCAGUUUCUUCAUCGCGAAGUAGCAUUAAUCCCAUUGCUUUAAAUGUACCUCAGGUGAAUCCGCUUAUGUUUAAACAAGGUUUUACAAUGGGUUUCAUUUUAUUAUGUAUUCUGGUGAUGAUGUUAUUCUUAUCUUUCAUCCUUUUCAUGGUUUGGAUAAGGCGUCGCCGUAGUAAAUAUUCCGGUACUAUAACCUUAACACAUAUUGAAGAAAACGAUGAUAAUUUACAUCCUUCGGCGCUAUCGCGGAAGAGAUUUAGGUCUUUGAAAAAUAAACAUGAUUCUUCGACAACAGAAGAAGAGCAUGUUAACGAGGAUGGUACCAACUCAUCCUCUCGGAUAAGAAUAUCACCAGCAUUACAAAAGCGUCUUGAACUACGAAGAAGACAACAUGAAAGAGCUAAGAUAUUAGCUGAAGAAGCCCUACUGACAACCGGUGUUAAUUCAUCAUGUGAUUGUGGCUUAAACUUACGAUCUGCUAGUCCAGAACGCUUAUGUUUAACAUCGAAUCCAGACAGUGAUAUUGUAUUAAUUGGUGCAUGGCGUAGACAAAGUGUUGAUAGCAGUGAAAUGAAUGAACAAUCAAAUCAUAAUCAACAAAAUAUAAUUUCAUACGAUACUGGUAGGCUAGACCAAUGUACAGAUUCUGCAUCAGUUCUUAUUCCUACUUCUGUGGCCAAUGAUAAUGGAACUAUGCCAAGUUAUAUUGACAAAACAUUGAAAAGGUCAAGUGUGAAUUCAAAAGCAUGGAAGUAUAUUGAUGAAAACUAA